AAUGACUUUCGCCAGCAGGGUGACGUCUGAGUUUCUUCAAGCCUUCAGCCACCUCUUUCCUGCCAAGCAUUGGAAGUAACGUACUCUGGUGUGCUUUAACACUUGUCCUGGUCCCCACACAUUCCAGCCCGUCCCCUGGCUUGCCUUUAGCCAUCGCUGUUGACUCGCCUUAUCUUCCUCUCGAUCCGUCCUCCCUUCCACUCCUUGUCUUCUCACCCCCUUUGGGAGCUCUGGGGGCUCUGGGGUUUUACUUUUCUCCUGUGCUCUAUCGCCCGUUUUCUUUGCUGUGGUUUACCUGCCAGCAGUGCAGCAGGGUGGAAUUGAGAGUAUGGGCAUACUUGUGCAGAACUGUCAACCCCGGGUUUUCUGGGCUUGCCAAUGGAUUGAUCGGGUAUUUCAGCAUGCAAAGCAUACAACCGAAGACUCUUUAACGCUCUGUCUCUCCUGCUCUUCACGUUAGUGUCCUCCAUUGGCCUUGCUCCUUUGGCCUUGCUCCUUUGGCCGUCCUCCCUUGGCCUUGCACCCUCUGUCUUGCACCCUGUUUGACAGCUUUCUCAUUCAAGGCUGUGGGACUGUCCCCUCUUCCUCUCCCGCCCCUCCCACAUCCCCUGUGGGGGGCUCUGGGGUCUCAGUGUCUGUCCUUCCGUCUGCCAUCCCUAAUCCAAUCCCUUCGUUAUGGUUGCACUGCCAGCAGCACAGCAGCUUGAACUCGUCUGUGCCCCUUGAAAAGUGAAGGCCCGUCCAAGACCCGUCGUGCAGUCGGCUAUUUCUGCCCGAGAAUUGCUCCCCCUCUCUCGCUCCCCGCCCUCGUCCCUGUCUCCCCUUCCCCCGCCUCAACUUCUCGUCUCUGUCUGACGUUCCGUUGCCCUUCCCACUGCUGCUUUUCUCCAGUUGCUGUUGGGUGUCAGGCUUGCCGCGUACUGUUCCCAGCCCUCCCCUCCCCCAUCUCCUGCGGGGGAUCUGGGGUUUCAACCUCUGUCAUUCCCUCUGUCGCCCCUAGACCGCGCCUUUCGCUGUGGUUGCCCUGCCAUCAUCACAGCAGCUUGACCUCGAGUGGGUUAGUCGCCGAGGGAGGUCCCAUGCAAGACGCCUACCUGAGAACUGCUCCAGGUCAUACGCCCUUAUUUCCAUCUGGCUGGCUGUCCUGUCCUGCACCGAUUGCAGCUUGACCUCGCAUGUCUCCCCACCCCACCCCCAUCCCCUCUGGGGUCCGUUUCUGUCCUUCCCUCUGGGGUCAGUUUCUGUCCUUCCCUCUGUCGCCCCCAGCACGGUCCGUUCGCUGUGGUUGCCCUGCCAGCAGCCGAGCAGCUUGAACUCGAGUGUGUCACUCGCCCAGAUUAAGGUUCAAUGCCAGACGCGUCUACCGAAGAACUGCUCCAGGUCACACGGUCCUUGCCUUCGACUUAUCUUACAUAUCGACUGCCCUGUCCUCGUUUCUGGCACCGAUAGUAGCUCCUCUCCUGUUGCUGCUUUCAUCUGCCAUGAUUGCCGCUUAUCUGUUCCCGGCCCUCCCGUUCCCCAUCCCCUGCGGGGGCUUCUGGGGUUUCAGCCUUUGUCCUUCCGUUUCCCAGACCCAGUCCGAUCCCUUGGUUGCCCUGCCAGAAGCUCAGCAGCUCGAACUCGUUUGUGUGACUCCUGGAAAGUGAAGUUCUGUGUAAGACUUGUUGUGCAGUUGGGUACUUCCGCUUGAGAAUUGCCCUUCUCUGUCUUCCUGCCCUGCCCCGAUUGCAGCUUGUCUCCAGUUGCUAUUAGGUGUCAAGCUUGCCGCGUAUCUGUUCCCAGCCCUCCUUUCCCCCAUCCCCUCUCCCCCGCAGCUGCCUGUUCCAGCCCCCCUCCCCCCAUCCCUGCCGGGGCUCUUGGGUUUCAGCCUCUGUCCUUCCGUUUCCUGGACGCAGUCCGAUCCCUUCGCUGUGGUUGCCCUGCCAGCAGCACAGCAGCUCGAACUCGCCUGUGCGUCACGUGGAAAGUGAAGUUCUGUGUAAGACUGGUCAGGCAGAGCAACCUGACAAGUGCAUAAGAACUCGCUCCUACCUGACUUUCCCAACCGUCCAACUAACUGCUCUGCCCUCCUGUCCUGCGCCGAUUGCAGUUUGACUCUUGCUGCUUCCCUAUUCCCUUGCUGUUUCCCUAUUCCCUUAGGGGGCUCUGGGGUUUCACUCUCUGCCCUACCCUCUGUCGCCCCUAGUCCGCUCCCUUUGCUGUGCUUGCCCUGCCAGAAUCACAGCGGCUUGAACUAUUGUGCCACUCGCACAAAGCAAGGUUCAACGCAAGAUGACUGCCUGUGAAGUGCUCAAGGUCACACACUCGUUGCCUUCCGGACGUCCCUUGUAUCCAUCCACCUGCCCCGUCUGCAUAUCUGGUCUGGCCCCCUCCCUUCCCCCAUCCCCUGUGGGGGCUCUGGGGUUUCAACCUUUGCAUGUCCCCGAUCGGCCCUAGUCCAUUCGCUUGCUGUGGUUGCCCUGCCAGCAGCACAGCAGUUUGAAAAGAGUGUGCCACGCGCCUAAGCAAGGUUCAAUGCAAGACGCCUGCCAGGUCACACGCUCCCUGCCUGACUUCCCUUGCAUCCAACUGAUUGGCCUGUCUUGUCCUGCGCCGAUUGCAGCUUGUCUCUGCUUGCUGCUUCCAGCUGCCAAGGUUGCCGCGUGUCUGUUCCACCCCACCCCCCCCCUCUUCCCCAUCCCCUGCGGGGGCUCUGCGUUUUCAACCUAUGUCCCUCCCUCUGUCACCCCUAGUCCGGUCCCUCUGUUAUGGUUGCCCUGCCAGCAGCUGGAACUCGACUGUGUCACUCGCGAAGUGGAAUGCAGAUGGGUAAUUCUACCUGGGGACUGCUCCAGGUCGCAUGCUCCCUACUUCCCUUUUGACUUAUAUAUAUCCCUUACCUUAGCUUCCCUCAUAUUUUAAAAUUUUCUGCACCGACUGCAGCUUUUCUCCGGUACUGCUUACGUCCCUGGCUUUGUAGCUCUCC
This is a messenger RNA of Closterium sp. NIES-67, 2965 nucleotides long. NCBI's taxonomy places the organism in Eukaryota, Viridiplantae, Streptophyta, Zygnematophyceae, Desmidiales, Closteriaceae. The record is from the annotation of a GenBank genome assembly.